This is a messenger RNA of Menidia menidia (Atlantic silverside), 1759 nucleotides long. The record is from the annotation of a GenBank genome assembly. Lineage: Eukaryota; Metazoa; Chordata; Actinopteri; Atheriniformes; Atherinopsidae.
AGCGCAGUGACAAAACCAACGAAGAAGACAAACGUUUCCGCAUUGUCAGACCUUCCUGCAGCUACCUGUCUUAUAAUAAUUUUCUUCACAAAAUGACUAAAUUAAAAGACAAGAAGCGAGAGAAAAUCAGUAUCGCCACAGAGAUUGACCGUUUGGAGGAGAAAAGGGCGCGUUGCCACGACAACCUGGAGAGGGCGGAGUUUAAGAGCAGGAAAGAGAGGCUGUCUGAGAAAGAGAGACAAGAACUAGAGGAUGAAAUGGCAAUCAUGAACGAGAGAGUGCAAAAGCUGGACAUGGAGCUGGAGUCACUGAGAGGUGAAAACAGGAGGAACAUGCUGCUGUCAGUCGCCCUUCUGACUGUCAGUGCUCUCUUCUACUAUAUGUUUUUUUACAAUGAGGAUGACGCAUGACAUCCCCCAGAAACUCAAGGGAAACUAUGAGUCUUAACAAGCUCGGGACUGUGUUGGCACUAGAUGAUUAGAAAAGAUUUUUUUAUUGUACACAUGGUGCUUGCCUCAUUUACCCAUUUUGUGCCUCCUCUUCUCAUUUCUCUGACGUUAUAAUGUCUGUGAGUCAGGAAUCAAUCUCAUCCCCUAAAAUUUGACAACGGGGACAAUUAAGCAUGGAUACCCAGGUGUAUCUUUCAUGUCUUUUUGUGCAUAUCUGAGAGAAGGCUGACACUCAAAGCUCACAUUGUAACCUCAACAUAAUUACAGCUUUAACAGAAAUAAUUGCAUGCUACCUCCGCUUUCUUGGUGUCUUAUCAUGCCUCGUCUGGUCACAUUUCUGCCCGGAGGGACAAAGAUGCGAGGAGAAAGGUCAGACAAAAGGAAAAGAGUAAAAGAUGUGCAAAGUGGGAACUGUAAUAAGGGGAAGGAAUGAAACAAAAAGAGUUGUGUUAAUGAAAAGUAUAGCUUCUGCCUCCAGAGGGUAUCGUUGCCAUUUCAUAUCUCUUCAGGUCAUAAGGGGUUCACCCUGUGCUGUGAAAGCCAAACUCACCUUCAUUAACCACGUAUAUGGUUUGCAAACUACACCUAAAGCUUAAUGAUUGUCUCGGUUAUCAAAAUAUACAAAUGUUAAGUGUUUUUUUUUUUACAAAGGAGAACUCCAUGAACUGUGGCUGUCUUUUCAGCUACGAUGCAUGGAGCCCUUCUAUGACACAUUUGAUUGUCUUUAUACAAUAUGAAUAAUGAAAUGUAUGUAAUGAAUUCCAAAUAACUUAAAAGAUUGAUUUGUUUAUUGUGUUUAUGCUUUAUGCUAAUUAUCUUCGUGCCUUACAAGAGCUUGGGAACACGUGCCAUAAUCAUGCUCAUAAUGUCUUGUUUACAACAAACAUGAGAAGUUUUGUUUGAUGUUUUGUUUCUGGAGGAUCUGUCCUGCAGAUUUAUUGAGAAGCAUUUAAAGGCACAUUGUAGACUGUAAACCACUGAAAUCUAAGCAUACUGGCUAAGUACAGAAAGAUACUAGCCCUCGAUUGGGAGGGGAAGAAAUUACCCAGGGACCUGUCCAUAUGGCUGUGCCUACAAUCUACUGGUGCAUGUCAAUCAGCUAAGUAAGUUGAUGCUAACAACCCAAAGCACCCCAAAUAAAGAUUGAACUGUUGCCACCCAUACCAAAAAAAACAUAUUGAGUAACCAUGUAACAGAAGAAUAAAGCACCAGAUGGCCAAAGUGUUUAUAUUGUCUUGGGGGACUGUGUCAUUUUUAUGAUAAUUAUGAGAUUGAAAGAUAUGGUAAUAUGACUGUUUAAUCAGAGUAAA